Messenger RNA from Microplitis demolitor, 2484 nucleotides. It is a transcript of the gene prom, whose product is annotated as prominin-1-A. The record is from RefSeq and is a predicted model, not a curated record. Lineage: Eukaryota; Metazoa; Arthropoda; Insecta; Hymenoptera; Braconidae. The transcript has 16 exons. Gene Ontology annotation, cellular component: membrane. The coding region runs from base 1 to 2484 and encodes 827 amino acids.
AUGGAUGACGAUAAUUUGAAUUCCGAUUACAUUUAUCAGGAUGAUAAUUAUAAUUACAAUGUUAACACUUAUAAUUUAACAACAACUCUAAAUCCACUUACUGCUCUGGAUCCCUCAUUCAUAUUAAGUGCCACUGAAAAUGACAACAUGACAUCUGGAAUGAAUCCACAUAAAAUGGAACAUUUUCGAAUGUCUGAGUUAAUUAAACUAGAUAAUUAUUCAUUUUAUUUUAAUUUCUUACAUGAGUUUAUUAAGUUCAUUCAACCUUAUGAUAUACCACCUGACUUACUAAAAGACAUACUGGAAAAUCGAAUAACCACAUCAAAACUAAUAACUGAGUCACUGCAUAUGGAGGUCGGUUUACUCAUCCUCGUAGGCGUUUGUUCUAUUUUGGCUUGUGUCAUUCCUGGCACAGAACUCUGGCUCGCUUGUCGUCCAAUCAGAGAAGAUUAUAAGCCCUCACAAUAUCCCGGAUUUCUAACUUUUGUACUCUAUAUAUUUGCCUUUAUACUUGGAUUAGGUAUUACUUCAUUGAUAUUAUUCAACGAAUCGAUCAACAUGGGAGUCGAAAAACUUCCCUUAGCAAUAGACAUGGCCAUCGAUGACUUGAAUGACUAUCAUUCUGGUACGACUGUUCAGUUACGGAAGUGUCUCACCCGUAGUCUAGAUGUCACUAGUGAAGCCAUAAUGGCUGACUUAGACAACAUUGAUGAACUAUUAGGAAAGCCAGUUCAACUAGAACUAUCUUAUGAAACAGGAUUAGAAGACAAGCUUGUACAAUUGCUUGAAGUAGCUAACGCCAGCCAAGAAAUAGGAAUAAAUGCAAAUAGUUUAAUUGAAAAUGCUGAAAAAGCACGUGAGCUCUCUGUUGAUUUGAGUCACGAGUUAAACAGUAUUAAACGUGAUUUAGAAAAAAUAAUAAGUAGUUGCACAUCACCACAAGAUCGAUUAUUGUGCUCGACAGUCAAUACCAAUGGCCUUAUUAUAAACUUUCAAAUAAAUAAGAUUCUGAGAGACGAGCGGCUGCUGAGAUUGCGCAGCAUCAAUCGAGAUAAUUUGACCGAAGACGCGAGACGAGCACGUGGAGAAUAUUUGUAUGUUCCUCAUCAUGUAUCGAGGAGUACUUUGGACAUACGGAAUCAAAUAAGAAGAGAAUUAGGUAUCGCACGGGGCCGCCUUUUCGACGAAACCCGUAAUUUAGAGUCAAGUAAUUCUCAUUUUAGCAGAAAAAUCGAAUCAAUCAAAAAAUAUAUACAUCAUAAUAUUAUACAUUAUAUACUAGAUUUUGAAGAAACACGUUGGCUGAUUGGAAUCGCCACGAUAAUUUUAGUAUUUUUUGUAUGGAUUUUAUUAAUAAGCGCGUUAAUAUGUCAUUGUACAUCAAGUGACAAAAAAAAACUUAAUAUCGUAGAAAAUACUAAGAACAAAAGUUCAUUUUUCAGUGGCUCGUUUUUCAACUGCAUUAUUUCGAUUAUUUUGUGGGUGAUAGUAGUAACGAUGAUAUUUAUAUCAACACACACUGAGUUAUUUUUAUGCAGAGGUCUGGAAGGUGAAAAAAACUACAAAACACUUGAGACAAUAAUUGAAUCGAAAAAUUUAUUGGGAAAACCGUUGGAAAUUUCGCUCAAAGAUUUUAUAGAAAAGUGUCAAGAGAAUGAAGCAGUCUAUCCAACAUAUCCACUGGACAAACAAAAAAACCUUGAAGAAAUAACCGACUACUGGAAAUGGUCAGAACUUACCAACGCGCUGUCAAUGCUAAAAGUCGAUUUAAAGGGUUUCAAAAUACUGACCACCAGUUUUGAAGGAAAAUUGGACAAUCUCCUAUUCGCAUGUGACGCCAAUUUAACAAAUUAUCGUGCCAUAGUACGAGGUUUAGUAAUAAACCGCGACAUAAUAGCGCUGUCAGACCAAAUAUUCAAUAUCGCGCGUCAAAUCAACGAUCGGCGGACAGCACGUGAAUUGGAAACAGUUGGGACAUCAUUGCGGUCGCUGAUGAUUAAGAAAGUAAAGCCUCUGACUCUGAUGCAGGAUACCCUCGUUGAUCAGCUGAUCACGCUGGACAUCCAAUUGCGGCCGUACCACCAUAAUUUGAAUGAAACAUUCCAUCAAUUGAAAAGCGCCCAGUACUACAUUGACGUCCAGGGGGAAUUUUUUGCCCAAUUGAAAACUAAACAAUACAUCGACCGGUUGAAUGAUUAUCUUGACCAAUGGCGGAAGCACGUCCUGACAGAAAUGAGAUUCGGCGUCGCCAAGUGUCGGCCUGUUUGGAAUAUAGUUAAUGGGUUCAAACUACUAAUUUGUCAGCAUAUUCUAGGACCACUUGAUGGAUUUUGGUUUGUUAUUUUUCUAUGCAUCGUGACGAUGAUGAUUACGACACCAAUUGAACAUAUAUUGGCGUGUGUUUAUAAGAAGUUUAGCAAAAUACUUACUUUCACGCCGACACGACGCCCGCCACCACUUCCACCUCGACGUGACGACUGGUAA